GUUACUUUGGGUAAACAGCGGCUGACACUUGUUUGACGGUUACAAUGUUUAAGAGUGCUAUCUUUGUUCUUACCCUGGUCGGAUUGGCCAUCGCAGAUGAAAGGAGGUUGGAAUCAUCCGAAAAGAACACGGUGAAACGAGGUUUGGAUGCCCUACAGUUUGGUUUCGGUGGACACAAUUCGAUCGGCCACGAUUAUUGGGCCGGUGCUCAAAAGCUAGUUGCUGCUCCAUGGUUGCAAAACAAUGGUUGGAAGCAUGGUCCAACACCAACGGAAAUAGCCGCGACGAUUGCAGCUGCCAAACAAGCCUCGGCUCAGGUUCUGAUUGCCCAGCAACAGGUUCAAGCGGCCAAGGACAGUGUUCUGAAUCAGCAGAAAAUUGCCAACGAGAAGGAAGCCAGUGCGGCUUAUGCUUCGCAGAAAAGUGAAGCGACGGCUGCGGUACAACGUUCGGAAGCUGCCGCUGCUGCUCAAGCGGUUGUUUUGGCCCAGCACCGGUUGGCGGCUGCGAAGGCAAACGUAGCCCAACAUCAACGGAUUGCCGCUGCCAAGGAAUCUCUCGCUGCCCAAGCAAUCCAGAGUUCGGCAAAAGCGGCUGCGGCAGAAAUCCAUCGUGCCGAACAUGAAGCCGCCAAAUUGGCUGCCCACCAGCGGGCCGAUUCCGCCUCGUUGAAUCAUCACGUUAUCGCCACGAAGGACGACGCGUUUGCUCCGCUGAUUUAUGGUGGUAAUCAGAUUCCAACAACCCAGUUGUACCGUGCAUUGGCGGAACCUUGGAAUCAACAGUUUUCCGCGCAAGCACCGUGGAUGAACGGUGGAUGGUCGUUCGAUUCGGUGAAGCCGGCGUGGGGUUGAGGAAUUUCUUUUUAACUUUCAA
Malaya genurostris is the source of this 876-nucleotide messenger RNA. RefSeq lists its product as uncharacterized. Lineage: Eukaryota; Metazoa; Arthropoda; Insecta; Diptera; Culicidae. The transcript has 4 exons. The coding region runs from base 45 to 854 and encodes 269 amino acids. The record is from RefSeq and is a predicted model, not a curated record.